UCGUCCCACCACUGCAUGAUGAACUUCCCAGCCGACAACCUUAUGCAGGAUGAUCGAGUGAACCAUUGGAACGACAUUUGGAUGAAACCAUCGAUAUUGGACACUACCCUCUAUGGUUUUAAGGACCUCACUUACCAGGAUGUUACACCUGCGUGGCUUACCAACAUACUAUUCCCGACCGAUUUGGAAAACUGGUCGCCAGAGAAGAUGAAGUUUACCACUCAAAUUAUGCGUGAAUACUGGUGGGCUUCUUGGGUGGUAGUCGCCUUUUACCUCCUCGGAAUUCUGGUGGGUCAGCGUAUGAUGAAGAAUCGUCAAACGUUGAAAUUAAAGAAGCCGCUUGCCAUGUGGAACCUCUUCCUCGCUGUAUUCUCCUUUAUUGGUGUCACUAGAACUCUCCCAUUGUUGUUGGCUGGUACGUGGUACAAUGGUCCCCUUUACUUUGUAUGUCGUAAUGCUAGUGAUUCGUAUGGCAGGGGGCCUUGUGGCUUGUGGAUAAGCCUGUUCAUGUACAGCAAAUAUGUUGAGCUUGUUGAUACUGCCUUCUUGGUGUUGAGGAAGAGGAAUGUUAACUUCCUUCAUUGGUUCCAUCAUGCUACUGUAUUGCUCUACUGUUGGCAUGCAGGAGCCUAUGAACAGCCUACCGGUAUCUUCUUCGCUACUAUGAACUAUAUGGUCCAUUCUAUUAUGUAUUUCUACUACUUCCUAUCAUCAGUUGGUCAUAAGCCUAGGUGGGGCCUCACCGUUACCAUCUUACAGAUCUCUCAAAUGUUUGCUGGUAUGUUUGUGGUAGCAGUACAUUACUACUCCAUCUCUCAUGUUCCCAAUUGUGACGGUGCUUACGAGGAUCUCGUUGUUGCCUUCUUGAUGUAUACAGCUUAUAUGCUUCUCUUCGUACAGUUCUUCGUUGGACGUUAUAUGGCGCCUAAGAAGGUCGGUAACACUAAGAAGUCGGAUUGACCUCUUACAUUGAAUUUGUGUGGAGCACCCAUUAUCACUGUGAUAGUCGAGGUUUGUCCAUCGUUGAGAAAACGAUAUCGCCAUUCUUUCGUCAACAUCAAUCUGCUUAUACGUUGCUACUACUAUUACAUGAGCAGUGAUAGUCGGUCCUAGUUGUCGGUUCAGUUGGUAUGUUAAUCAUAUCGUUGGAUAGUCUUUGAUUGAUGUCUAGAGCAGUAGUGGUGGUAAUAGUCAGUACAGUGGAAGUGCCGUUCUACUCAAUACCAUUUGCAAUUCAUACUGUUUUCACUUCAAUAAGACAGGCUUGAUUUUCGUGGUUGUCGUCGUCGUCGUUGUCGUUACCACACUACUGCUAUAACGUUGCAAGUAUGAAUACUACCACUACUCCUAUCUGAUCAUCAUCAAUUCAUCGAUAUCAUCGCACUUUGCAUCGACUACUACUGCUAGUAUUACGAACUUAUUGAAAUUUUAUAUCGCUUACGGUUUCCCUUGGCAUUCGAGGCUUUAGGCAGUAUCACC
Perkinsus marinus ATCC 50983 is the source of this 1479-nucleotide messenger RNA. RefSeq names its product fatty-acyl elongase, putative. Bases 16 to 960 code for a protein of 314 amino acids. Gene Ontology annotation, biological process: fatty acid elongation, polyunsaturated fatty acid; sphingolipid biosynthetic process; fatty acid elongation, monounsaturated fatty acid. The transcript has 4 exons. Gene Ontology annotation, molecular function: fatty acid elongase activity. Gene Ontology annotation, cellular component: endoplasmic reticulum membrane. Lineage: Eukaryota; Perkinsozoa; Perkinsida; Perkinsidae. The record is from RefSeq and is a predicted model, not a curated record.